This is a messenger RNA of Cotesia congregata, 567 nucleotides long. Lineage: Eukaryota; Metazoa; Arthropoda; Insecta; Hymenoptera; Braconidae. The record is from the annotation of a GenBank genome assembly.
AUGCAGGAACUGUCGGAUGAAAAUCUGCGUGUCCGAGAUCAGAAGAUAAAAAACCCCUCAGCUCUGGACACGUCUACCGAUGAUGAUGAUGAAGACAAAAAAUCGGCUGUCACUAAGGCUAAACAAUCGAGAAAGAUCAAGAAACAAAAUGAAUCGAAGACUAAAAUGCAAAGAACAGAAGACAUAAUUCAGGCUCAUCAACAAAUCCAAAAAGAAAAAUCUGAAAAAAUCACUACUGAUACCCAUUUAAGUGACAACUUAUUGUCAGGAAUAGAUGAAAUUGAACAAAACUCGUCUGAUCCUGAAAAUAAUCGAGAAAAUGGAGGAGUAAUCAGAAGGAAUCGUCGUAUCAUUAGCGAGACCGACUCUGAAAAUGACAUGUUCGAUGAUCCACCACAGCAAUACAUUGAACCAAUUGUUAUUAUCAAAGAAAAUAAUUUUGCUGACCAAGAAGAGACAAAAGAGGAUAAUAGUAAGGUAUGACUAAGUAUUUCUUAUAAAUUAAUUAUGAGUUAAGAAAUGAGCAAUUUUUUAAAUGAUUAUUUUGAAUAUCUAUCAAGAUUGACU